AUGGCUCCCUCAGACGGCGAGAUCGUUCCCGGAAGUGUCUACCUAUAUCAGCCUGUUAAAUGGGCCCCUCCUAUGUUCGCCGUGUGGUUCGCAAUCGCUACCCUUGCGCAUGUUUGGCAAUGCUUCAAGUACAAGGCCUGGAAAGUCACUGGUCUCCACCCCUUCUGCGGUCUACUGUUCACAGCUGGCUUUGUCGUACGUUCCUAUGGGGCCUUUAAUUACGAAAAGAUCGGAGCAUACGUCGCGAGCUCUAUCCUCAUAUUAUGUGCACCCCCCAUCCUUGAGCUGGCCAACUACCAUGUGCUUGGUCGAAUACUCUACUACGUACCAUACCACUCACCUCUGCAUCCCGGCCGUACCCUUACGACGUUUGGCGCAAUAUCCAGCAUCGUUGAAGUUUUGAACGCGAUCGGCGUCUCCUGGCUAGCGAACCCCAACAUUCUCGAGAUCUAUGCCGACAUCGGACAUAUCCUGAUGAAGGUGUCACUGAUCUUACAAAUCGGUGUCAUCCUCCUCUUCUGCAUAAUUGCCGGCGUCUUUCACAGACGAUGUAUCAGGGGUGGCAUCAAAUCGGGGAAAGUACAGGGCCCUCUCAUCACACUGUACAUCAGUCAGGGCCUCAUCCUGAUUCGCACAGUCUACCGCUGCGUCGAACAUUUCGGCAUCAGCCGCGUACCAACAAAUCCGUCAAAAGACUGGGAUCCCGUGAGUCUCUCGCCAAUCGUUCGAUACGAAUGGUUCUUCUGGGUUUUCGACGCGAGCUUCAUGCUCGUAAACACCGUGCUGUGGAACUAUCGCCAUCCGCGUCGCUACCUACCGGAGGACUACCAUAUCUACUUGGCUCAGGAUGGGCAGACCGAGCUGGAAGGCCCAGGUUGGAAGGAUGACAUGCCGUGGUUUAUGACCUUUAUAGAUCCGUGCGGACUUACUGCGUCAAUUACCGGUGGUGGUCGAAGGGCAGAGAUACCAUUCUGGGAGAAUAAUGGCUAUGAAACUUUCGAACUCUUUCAAAGAGACACUGGUGACGUAGGAGUUAAAGCCUGA
This is a messenger RNA of Alternaria novae-zelandiae, 1044 nucleotides long. RefSeq lists its product as uncharacterized. The transcript is spliced from 2 exons. The record is from RefSeq and is a predicted model, not a curated record. Bases 1 to 1044 code for a protein of 347 amino acids. Gene Ontology annotation, cellular component: membrane. NCBI's taxonomy places the organism in Eukaryota, Fungi, Ascomycota, Dothideomycetes, Pleosporales, Pleosporaceae.